AUGGCUCCUCCUCCGCCAAACCCCAAUCUUCCGCUCAAGGAGCGAUUCUUGGCUCUGGCCCAGACUCUGCAGUUCGCCUGGUUUGUCGGGCACCUGACCCUUCUGCUCACUACCACUCGAUAUGCCCUGUCAUGGAUAUUCAUGAACUACUACAGCGGCAUGGCCCAAUUCUCCUACCGGACAUCGUUUGUGGCCGCAGCUCUCACGUAUGGCAUCGUCGUGUACAAGACACAGCGCGCCCGCGCAAAGACGGGAACCAAGGCGCCCAACGGUGUCAUCGGCCUCCUCGCUGAUGAGAACGUCCAGUAUCUGGCUAUGGCCCUCGUCUGGCUCUUCUCUCCUCAGUAUCCCCUCGCUCUGCUUCCUUACUCGGUCUACUCCGUCUUCCACGUGGCCACGUACUCCCGCCAGAACCUGAUCCCAGUCUUCCACCCCCCUCCGCCCGCCACCGAUGGCGUGUCGCAGCCCAAGGUCAACAACCCGCUCGCGAAUAAGAUUGGAAACUUUGUCAAGGAGUACUACGACUUCUCUAUGACGGUGGUCGCGUACCUUGAGAUUAGCCUGUGGACCCGAGUCUUGCUGUCAGCCAUCCUUUUCCAGCGUAGGUCCUGGAUCCUGCUUGGACUGUACACCAUCUUCAUCCGAGCUCGCUACGCCCAGAGCACCCACGUCCAGUCCUCCUUUGCUCACGUCGCUUCCCGGGCCGACCACUUUGUUUCCGCCCAGGGAACCCCGCCUCAGCUCAAGCAAGCUUGGGACAUUGUCAAGGGCAUUGCUAGCAAGUUCCACGAUGCCACCGAGAUUAGCAGGUACACGGGUGCUGGCCCUGCCAAGAAGACUUCAUAA
Molecule: messenger RNA, 846 nt
Organism: Trichoderma citrinoviride
Lineage: Eukaryota; Fungi; Ascomycota; Sordariomycetes; Hypocreales; Hypocreaceae
Product: ER membrane protein
Exons: 4
Coding region: 1-846 (281 amino acids)
Biological process (GO): membrane organization; endoplasmic reticulum tubular network organization
Cellular component (GO): endoplasmic reticulum; membrane
Source: RefSeq, a predicted model, not a curated record